Dreissena polymorpha is the source of this 5615-nucleotide messenger RNA. RefSeq lists its product as uncharacterized. The transcript is spliced from 20 exons. The record is from RefSeq and is a predicted model, not a curated record. NCBI's taxonomy places the organism in Eukaryota, Metazoa, Mollusca, Bivalvia, Myida, Dreissenidae. Bases 209 to 2305 code for a protein of 698 amino acids.
GAGCAAAUAAACAUAACGCUAGGUUUAAUAAAUAUCAGUUCCACACAAAAGUGUUUUACUAGAGAUUUAACAUACGUUAUUGAUCUGUUGGACGGUAUAUACGUUAAUGUAAACUUAAACGACUUAAGUUGGAAAAUAAAGCAAACUGGCAAAUUAGGGUUCAGGAACGGUUGCCAACGGGCUGACCGAGAACGGCAAACAUCUGUGGAUGGGUGCGAAAAAAACAAAACUUGGUCCAGUAAAGGAACAAGAAACAGAUUUAAACAAAGGUGUAAUAGAGACUAAACAUUUUGACCAAAUGGAAGAAGUUCAUAGCGAUGCAAAUAACUCUUCAAAAGUCACUCCAUUGGGGAAAGAUUUUAUGGAUGCCAGAGGAAAAAUGUUUCCAUCCCCCGUGCAAGGGGAAGUGGGCAUCGACCGCAUGGAAGAAAAUGGAAGAGGAAAAGAUACCCAGAGUACGCGAACAACAAACGUUUCCCUUUUCGCUCACGAUGUUCCAAGCGAGACAAUGAACAGUGGCAAUCAGAUUUCUUCAGUGGAAACGAUUACAAAUGGGAACGGCCAUGAAGAUGCAAUAAAAGCUUUUAAAGAAAACAAAUGUUCGGACAGUGCACAACACUCCCCUAUCCAAAGAACAGCGCGUACAGACGCAUUCAUGCAGACAUCAGAAAAAACCAACCUAGGAAACAAACAAAAGUGUAACGUUCAAACAGAGCCAACCACGAACAAAAUAACACGUAUCCUGAUCGGAUCGAACAGAGACAUUGUUGAUGAAGAUAAGAAAUCAGAAGACAAACACACCGAACAUAAACCAGUCGCCGAACACGAAACACCCAAAAUAAAAGAAGCAGCGGCAACACGAAAAAAGAAGAAAACGAUAGAUGCGAAAAAAACAAAACUUGGUCCAGAUAAGGAACAAGAAACACAUUCGAACAUAGGUGUAAUAAAGACUACACAUUUUGACAAAAAAGAAGAAGUUCCUAGAAUUGGCGAUGCACAUAACUCUUCAAAAGUCACUCUAUUUGGGAGAGAUUUUACGGAUGCCAAAUCAAGAAAAUUUCUAUCUCCCGUGCCAGCUCACGAUGUUCCAAGCGAGACAGUAAACAGUGGAAAUCAGAUUUCUUCAGUGGAAACGGUUACAAAUGGGAACGACCAUGAAGAUGCAAUAAAAGCUUUUAAAGAAAACAAAUGUUCGGACAGUGCACAAUACUCCCCUAUCCAAAGAACAGCGCGUACAGACGCAUUCAUGCAGACAUCAGAAAAAAACAACCUAGGAUGCGAUAACAAACAAAAUUGUAACGUUCAAACAGAGCCAAGCACGAACAAAAUAACACGUAUCCUGAUUGGAUCGAACGGAGACAUUGAUGAAGAUAAGAAAUCAGAAGACAAACACAUCGAACAUAAACCAGUCAACGAACAGGAAACACCCCCAAAACAAGAAAAAGCAGAGGAAAGACGAAAAAAGAAGAAAAAGAACCCUUUAAAACGAGAAUCUGAAAAGAGAAAACUUAAAGUCAAAGUAAGCGAGCUGCAACAAAAAUUGAUAACUCAUGAAAAAGAAAUAGAAGACUUAAAAACAAGAUUGAGCAGAGUUCUGGGAGAUCGACUCACCGACAAUAACCACAACAUUGCUGACCUCAGUGAUAUGAACAGACCUACAAAGAUCGCAGAAAGAUUUUCGGAGCUUUAUGAUAACCAGUGGACUAACGUAUUUGAAACACUCACAGCUGGUAACAAAAUGGGAGAGAAAGAAGCUAUAAGAUUUUUGCUUGAAACAAUCAAGACGAUUUAUAACACUUGUCGAAAGAAGUCUAUUGAUGGUUACGAUCGUUUGCAAUCUGCUGCAUCUGAAUUUGCAGGAGUUGAUUUAGAAGAGUUAUCACGUGGUUAUGCACAUUGGCUGAAAUUAUUCAAGGAUAGCAGAAAACAUAAUUAUUUGAAGUUUCUAUAUCUACUGGAAGUGACCAUACAAACAGAAUUUGAAGGCUCCGUACAUACUUCUAUUAUUAAUUCUAAAGAUUUCAAGGAAUAUUCGACUCUUGCCACAGAGCUUUGUUGGUUGAUGUGCAUUCAAGAUCCACCCGUCGUCAUGGUUACCGAUUGUCACCAUGGUGAACUGUUUGACAAAAACCUGUUUCGCAUGUACAAGAGGAACGGCGUUAGUUAUUCUUAUCUGGUUUGGCCGGCAUUACUUCUGCACACAGGCGGAGGUAUUUUAAUGAAAGGAGUUGCACAGCCUAAAAAAGGAAUGAAUGCUUUAUUUAACUUAACAAAACACGAUACAAAAGUGCAGCCAGCAAAGUAGCAAUAAGUACUGCAAGAUAAACCUGUUAUGACAUCUUCAUAACGUCAGCGUUUAGGUUUAUUAACGUAUGCUACAUGGACAAACCUUAUUUCACGGGUUGUGUUAAUAAUUUUCUCAUUUAAUCCCAUAAUGUGUAUGGUCUGGUAUCACUUCAUGUUUUCAAUUGGAAUGCUAGGCAUAUUAAUACAAACUAUGGCAGCGUUCCGCGGACAUAAACACGUUAGCGCUUUUUUGCAUCCGAUUGACCAUUAUUAAGAAUUGGUUGAAAUCAAUCCAGUUAAAAUGCCUUUCAUAUUACCUAUCAUCUCACCACUUACCAAUGGCUUGCCUAUGUAAAUGAAACGCUUGUAGUUUAUAAUAUGACAACGUGAAUGGACGCAGUAAACUUGCGUACUAAUUAAAUUUGAAUAUAAAAUUUUACGAAAAAUAAUCAAUGAUUGCUGUGUGCUUUCUGUAAGCACGCUAUACAGUUCCAAGAAUGUUUUCAUUCAUUUAUGUACUAAGUUUGCAUUUUCAUCGCAUGUGAUUUAACUUUAUUCUGCCAUGAACAUGCCUUAAAUAUUAAACACAAUUUAAGCGAAGAGCAGUGUCCGUAAACACUCAAUCAUGGACCCUUGGUUGCUGAUCGAAGAGAGCCGUGUUCUGCAUCUUCAGUUCAAUUCCACAGUUUAAAUUUAAAUGAAUUUUGUGUUCCAAUAAAAUUAUAAUUGUGUAAUAAUUUCAAAUAAUUUCACAAUUUCUAUAUAUGUAUUUUAAAAUGUUUCAAUUUAUGUUCUUAAUACAUAUAAAAUCGUGCAUCUAAAAUAACAGUGGUUGCAUAACAGUAAAUAAACUAACUCAAGUUCGUUUGUGAUCAAAUAGUGUCUUCCUUUCCAAUAGCAUUUUAAGUAUGUUCAGUGAAAUAAACAAAAUAUUAUGUUAAUUUUGAUUAAAUAAUUCGUCUUGCAUACUAUUAAUAAAUACGGCUAAGACUUUAUUAUAAAAUGGUGCAGUAUUGUUUCGAGUAGGUCAUGCAAGUUUUCAAAUAUCUCACUUAUUAUUGUGCAGCGAGGGGCCUGCAAGAAAUGCUCGUUUCAAUCGGUGAUUUAUAUAUUACUCAUUUGUCAAAAUAGUUGUUCAAGACUAUAGAAAAGGCUCAGUAGCCAAUACACUUAAAUCUUUCCAUUAAGGAAAAUAAUGCAGAAAUAAAAGAUUAAGCAACAAAAUAUAACAUAAAGUUCGUAACAUUAAAUGCAACUGGACAACUACAACUUAUUCAUAAACAUGACUAAUCUCCACUGACAGAUAUGUCAGCUAUUUUCGAGGGCAAAUUGUUUGAAAACGUAUAGAUUACUGAGCAAGAAAAACAUUGUGUACCUCUGUUCAAUAAAACGCUUAUACAUAUUUGAGGUUUACAGGAUCGCUACAGAAAUGUGGAAGUAGUUCGUUCCACAAAGUAUAGCCUUAAGGACAAACCGACGGGCCGCAAACUGGACAUAGUCUGAUGUCUGAGUGACUCCAAUAUAUCUAAGCGAAUUUUCUUGUGUAAGGGGGUAUAAAGAAUCUCAAACAAUUGUUGUUGUAUGGUUGGAUCUUAUAAUAUUAAUAAAAACUUUUAAAUGGAGUUAUAAUCUUAAAUCUUAAGGUUUAAUUAUAUUUCGCUUUGUUACGUACAGUCACAUACAACCACGUCGCAAAUAUAACGAGCUUCUUCGGGGUAACCCUUAUACAUGUACAUCUAGGAUUUCAACAAAAGUAGGGUGGAGCAGUAAAGUUUGAUUUGUUUUGUUUUAAAAAUUAAUAGCUCAUGUUUUUAUAUUUUAAUUACAUGUUCUUUAAAUAGACGAGGUAUUAAGGCGUUAUCGUGCAGUUAAAACUUGAUUUCUCUCUCGUGCAAAUUUCUAUGGAAAGAAGUUCGGCUUUGUAUUCGAAGGGACCGCCAUAUCAUGCGUUGUCGAAUGUCUGAGUACAAUUAUUUGCACAACACACGUUUCUUUAACAAACUAAAACGCCCUUUAGUUAUGGCAUGAUGCAUACUUUAGUUUUAAAUUAUUUCUGUUACCAUUUCAAUCACUAUUUCGAUCGUAUGACAAACACACACUGAAAUAACGUGAGAAUUAAACAUAUGGCACUAUAUCCACAAACCAAGUUAUAUCAUCCAACUUUAACAACCUUUUGUUUUAUAUGCUUGAUCAAAAUUUUCACUUUUCAAUUAUUUAAUUUGUUUAAUCUUAUUUUUUGGUUGCACCAGAAGAUGACUAGUUAUACACACUUUUUAUAAAUAAUUUACAAAAUUGAAUUUACCGUCUGUAUAAUUGAAUUGUGUUUUGCUAAAAUUACCUAUAUUCAUUUUGAUAACUGGUUCAUAGAUAUACUAGAUGUUUGGAUUUUAACACACGUAAAAUGUUAUCAUCCAUCUGCACUUUUACAUUGUCACUUCGAUUAUUCUUGUUCAUCCUAGUACAAAGGUCUGAAUAAAGGUCUAAAAUAUAAACUCCAAAUUGUCCAGAACAAGAUAAUCAGAUUUAUAAACGGUUACUCUCCAAGACAUUCUAUUAUUUGGCAGGACUUUGUUCAUCUGAAUAUGUUAAAUGUUAGCUAUAGAGUGAAUCAGCUAAGGCUAAAUCACAGGCAUAAAGUAUAUUAUAAGACAUGUCCUUCAUAUCUUAUGGAAAACUUUGUUAAUAGCUCUAGAGCAACCAAGCAAUUUAAUUUUAUUUUACUUAGUGUCCACAAUACUUCUUGUAAACAAAUCUUAUAUACUGGACCAAGAGACUGGAACUCUCUCCCCGACAAUAUUAAAAGUGUAAAAAAUAUUACUAGGUUCUAUCAAUUAGUAAAAAAGCACUUUCUUGAACAACAAGUAUCUGAAAGUAAAUGUGACUGUUUAUUUAACUAAGACUAUGUUGCAACAAUCAUCUGUGAUAACCUUGUUAAAUUGUGAUAUUGUGCAUUUUCAGAUGAACGCAUAAUCUUAAUAAUCCCGUUGUGUACCAAAAUCUUAUUUGUUAUUUGUUAAUGCUUGUUUGUUCAUAUGAUUAUGUAUCUUUGAAUCACUUUGCUUUUUCAGUGUGUGUUUUAUGGACCCCAUUGAAACCAAGCUUUCAGCUUAAUAGGUUAUCCAUAGGUCCUCAGCAUUCAUGCUCAUAUGAACCUCGUGCAGUUAAAAAUCUUCCGUAUUGUUAAAAAGUAUGCUUACAGUAAUGUUCAGCGUUUUAUUUUAUGCUCUUAAAUUGUGAUUUUUAAAUUAGCCUAGUCUUAAUUCCUUGAAAUCUGUCAUAUACUCUAUGUCUUAUGUGUUAUAUAUGUGUAUGUGCUAUUGACCUUAUAU